Molecule: messenger RNA, 333 nt
Organism: Triticum dicoccoides
Lineage: Eukaryota; Viridiplantae; Streptophyta; Magnoliopsida; Poales; Poaceae
Product: late embryogenesis abundant protein 18-like
Exons: 1
Coding region: 1-333 (110 amino acids)
Biological process (GO): embryo development ending in seed dormancy
Source: RefSeq, a predicted model, not a curated record
AUGCAGGCGGCGAAGGUGAAGGCCAAGGACAUGGUGAGCUCGGCCAAGGAGAAGGCGAAGGAGGGAUCGGCCGAGGUGCAGGGCAAGGCGGGCAAGGCCGCGGCGACCACGCACGGCGAAAAGGAGAUGGCCAAGGAGGAGGAGCGCGCGCGCAAGGGCCAGGCCGACGCGCAGAUGCACCAGGAGAAGGCCGAGCACCGCGCCGACGCGGCCGCGAGACGCCACGGCACGGCCGGGACGCGCGGCCACCACGGCCCCGUUGGCACCCCCGUGGCCCCCGACCCCGCGUACCCGGCCAGCGGCUGGCACCCGGCGGCGGAGAAGUACAUCUAG